Messenger RNA from Paramecium pentaurelia, 190 nucleotides. The record is from the annotation of a GenBank genome assembly. NCBI's taxonomy places the organism in Eukaryota, Ciliophora, Oligohymenophorea, Peniculida, Parameciidae.
AUGAUUUCGAAUGAGGUUUUAUUUUGGAUCAAAAACCCAGUGUCAAUAGCAGGUGAAAAUAUUAAUGGAAUCUGUUAUCUAAGGUUAAUAGAUGACAUUCAGCAUGCUAAUGUUUAACUAAUAUUUAUUACAAUUGAAUAUUCUAAAAUUUUACAUAAACGAUAGGUAAUUAUAUACUUUUAUUUUUGAU